Molecule: messenger RNA, 3174 nt
Organism: Helianthus annuus (common sunflower)
Lineage: Eukaryota; Viridiplantae; Streptophyta; Magnoliopsida; Asterales; Asteraceae
Product: rho GTPase-activating protein 7-like
Exons: 22
Coding region: 341-2926 (861 amino acids)
Biological process (GO): signal transduction
Source: RefSeq, a predicted model, not a curated record
UAUGAAGCACUAAACCAAUGGCCAAGCUGCCCCAGAAUCACGGGCAGAGAAAGAGAGUCUCCCCAUAAAAAACCAAAUGACACCACCACUUGAGUUGGCUUUCCCUUAAACUCAAAUCAUCCCCUCCCCUCAUCUUAUUACAUUACAUUACCACUGCCAAAAGUAGGUGAAAAGCAACCACUAUCACCUAAUCUCACAUCCAUACUUCUUUUCUUCAUCAAUUUCAAACCCUAGAUCCCAUCCACCUGCGUUUUUCGAUCUGGGUCUCCCCUAAUUUGGAUGAUUAUCGAUACCCACUUCACAAAAUGUCUGAUUUCUUUACUUUCAAUGGUUUUUAAGAAUGUCUGCUUCCUUGGCGCCGUUCGAGCGGCCCCGAAUUGGACCUUCAAAUACGGUUUUUAAAAGCGGGCCGCUCUUCAUAUCUUCGAAAGGUUUAGGUUGGAAGUCAUGGAAGAAGCGAUGGUUUAUUCUCACACGCACUUCUUUGGUGUUCUUUAAAAAUGAUCCUAGUGCAAUCCCUCAGAGAGGUGGUGAAGUAAAUCUGACGUUGGGAGGGAUCGAUUUGAACAAUUCAGGAAGUGUCGUUGUUAGAGAGGACAAAAAGCUGUUAACGGUUCUGUUUCCUGAUGGACGUGAUGGCAGGGCAUUUACCCUCAAGGCCGAGACAUCGGAAGAUUUGUAUGAAUGGAAGUCGGCGCUGGAACACGCACUGGCUCAAGCACCAAGUGCAGCGCUUGUUAUGGGACAUAACGGAAUAUUCCGCAAUGAUACUACUGAUUCAAUUGAAGGCCCCUUUCAUCAAUGGAGGGACAAAAGGCCGGUUAAAUCCUUAGUUGUUGGACGCCCGAUAUUGCUUGCGUUAGAAGACAUAGACGGAGGACCCUCUUUCCUUGAAAAAGCUCUUAGAUUUCUUGAGAAACACGGAACGAAAAUAGAAGGUAUCUUAAGACAGUCCGCGGACGUCGAGGAAGUUGAGCGCAGAGUUCAGGAUUAUGAAACAGGCAAGACCGAGUUUGGUCCUGAUGAAGAUGCUCAUGUUGUUGGUGACUGUGUCAAGCAUGUUCUUCGAGAGCUACCGUCAUCUCCGGUUCCUGCAUCAUGUUGCACUGCUUUACUGGAAGCUCAUAGAAUUGAUCGCAAGGAGGCUCGAGUAAAUGCCAUGCGUGCUGCAAUCUUGGAAACAUUUCCUGAACCAAAUAGGCGUUUGCUACAGAGAAUUCUCAAGAUGAUGCACACUAUUUCUUCACAUUCAUUUGAAAAUCGGAUGACACCAUCAGCGGUUGCUGCUUGUAUGGCACCAUUACUCCUACGCCCUCUUUUAGCCGGUGAAUGCGAAUCGGAGGAUGAGUUUGAUAAUAACGGCGACAAUUCUGCACAGCUUCUUGCUGCUGCAAAUGCCGCUAAUAACGCUCAAGCUAUUGUCACAACUCUACUUGAGGAGUUUGAGACAAUCUUUGAUGAUGAUGCUAUGCUCAAAUGUUGUACAUCGGCAGAUUCUCGGAUAGACAAUAGUGGGAGCGAAGAUUCGGUGGAUGAUGAACAUAAAGUAAACGGUUACCAUGAUGCUGAAAACGAAGCUGAUCCAGAAAGCGACGAGGACCCUGAGCGCGUACUGAGUGGAAAGUUGAGUGAAAGCAGUGGUUAUGCUUGCAAUGAUCUUUACGACUUUAAGGCGUAUGAAGCGGAUGUAUCCCCAGGGAACAAUGUACCGAAUGCUAGUAUAUUAGACCGGUCUCAACUUCUAGAAGAUUCCAAUGGUCAAAUGAAUGAGCCUCAAAAUAUUCAACAUAACAAGGAAAAUGAAAAUGGGAAGGAGAUGGAGAGUCCGCAUGGCAUGUUGUCGAGAAGCGAGUCUCAUCGGUCAGUGGGGACAAUGAUAUCUUCUAUAGACCCUUACUCUGCUGCCAAAUCUUCAAUAGAGACUCCAAUAAGCAAGUUUCCAGGCUCCAAUAGUAAUAGUAAUGCCAAACAUUCCACAUUUUGGGGACGGAAAAAUGGAAGAAAGACUCCGUCAAUGGAAUCAGUUGAUUCUUCUGGAGAAGAAGAACUUGCUAUUCAAAGGCUUGAGCUCACGAAAAAUGACUUGAGGCAGAGAAUCGCAAAGGAGGCUAGGGGGAAUGCAAUACUUCAAGCUAGCUUGGAAAGAAGGAAACAAGCGCUGCAUGAGCGUCGGUUGGCUCUUGAGCAAGAUGUUUCAAGACUUCAGGAGCAGUUACAAGCUGAGAGGGAUUUACGGGCUGCAUUAGAAGUUGGUUUAAGCAUGUCUUCGGGACAGGUGUCUGGAUCCCGUGCUAUGGAUUCAAAGACAAGGGCUGAGCUGGAGGAGAUUGCUCUUGCUGAAGCUGACGUGGCAAGGUUGAAGCAAAAAGUUGCGGAGUUGCAUCAUCAACUUAAUCAACAACGCCAACAUCACUAUGGUUCUCUAUCUGACGCUUCUGACAGAUACCAACAUGUUCAUAACCAUAAUCCUCAACAGAGAUUUUUCCAGCAAGAUUUUGAUACUACACUUGCUUAUAUCAACCAUGAAAGGAAACAAAGAACGGAGGAAACUUCACUGGGAACGGAGUUGAGGAACAUUAAAGGACAAACAUUAACAUCUGGUAAUAGUAGUAGGCAGCCUGCACCUGCACGCAAGCAGCACUUGAUGGAUUCCAGUGACUCUAAAAGUACAGAGGCCUCUACAAGUCUUUCUAUGGAUGAUUUUGCGGCCGUUGAUUCUGUCUCAAUCCCAUCUUCAUCCAGACCAGCAACAGAGGUGGUGGAGUACCCCCGAUAUCAGUCGGCUGCAUCUUCCACUUUGGUAGAGUUAACAACGCGUCUUGAUUUCUUUAAGGAAAGGCGGUCUCAACUUAUGGAACAACUUCACAACCUUGAUUUAAACUAUGGCUCCCAAGAUUUUAUGUACAAACAGUCGUCCCCUCGCUAGAUCAAUUUGUAUGUAUAUAUAUCAUAUCCCUUGCUUUCUUUUUGGAGUGUAGAUGUUUCUGUCGCUCUUUUUGGACUCGUCCAUUUCCCUCUCAUUUUGGUGUGGAGAAAAACAAAAAACUUGAUGUUUUGUCAGGUGUAGCGCGGGUAUCCUAGUAUAUCUGUUUAUCAUAAAGUGUUAUUAUGUGCAAUAGAUCGAUAAUCUUGCUAUUUGAGAAUGUAGUGAAUGUUUGUGGUUUGUUGAUACAA